Messenger RNA from Talaromyces amestolkiae, 1857 nucleotides. RefSeq lists its product as uncharacterized. The transcript is spliced from 2 exons. Lineage: Eukaryota; Fungi; Ascomycota; Eurotiomycetes; Eurotiales; Trichocomaceae. The coding region runs from base 1 to 1857 and encodes 618 amino acids. The record is from RefSeq and is a predicted model, not a curated record.
AUGGCUGCUCUACGUAGCUCCGAACAGGGAGGACAGAGUUCUCUACUAUCAAAUCUCCCGACCGAGAUUGUGAUUCAAAUUAUGAAGCAUUCUUUGGAUUUCUCAUGUCUUUGGGCUCUCGUCAAAGCGUCGUCACGUUUCAGCUCGAUAUUGAUGGCAUUUGCCUGGGAGAUUGUUGAAGAGGUCAUGAUAGAAACAACACCUCCUUGCACUCAGAUCAUGAUGAAACUAGCAUUGAUAAUCCGCACAUCACCGGACUUUUUCACCGGGCUUGAUGAUGUCAGCCAUUAUGCCAUUGAGAGAAAGCAGUUGAAGUCUUUUCCGCAUCAGCAAAUAGCACCGCAAUUGUUGCGCGAGUUUGUGCAACUAGCUCACAAUAUCCAUGCCGUAGCACAUGCCUGCUUGGAUUUCUAUUUGAAGAGAUUGAAAUACUUGAAACCACAGCGUAUAUCUGACACUGAUGUCGAAAACCAUGAGAGGAGGCUAAGUGUGUUAUACUCCGAGCAUCCGUUACCGGGACAGCCGUUUCAGCCAAAUCUGGACUUCGGGCCUCCCACUUAUCUGGAAGAGCAAAGAGCUGUACGACUAUUGUGGCAAUAUCAAGUAUUCCUGGAUGUUAAGGCCGCUGGCAGGAGACAGGCGCUGGCCCAUUGGUCAGAAAGGGACCACAAUAUUCUCGCACUGCCAAUCGUUUCUCGACUCAUCCGCUCAAUCUAUGAGAGGUACCAAAUCGAUCCCGUGUUUGAAUUUGUAAACGAGAUCACAGGUGGCCGAUCUGGCCAGCCCAAAAAUGCACUCAACAACCUAGAGAAAGCACUGCUGCAAGAGAAAGCACUAGCCCACUUCUUGCGCUGCCCACCCGUGUCUAUAUACAGCAGGAGCUAUUAUCUGCCGUGUUUUCCCAGACCCGAUCUACUGGUAGAAAACUUCCCCGCUAUAGGGAGGCUUGUUAAUAUUAAUACCACAAUUAAAGAAAGUCCGGGUGGUUGGCAGUUCUAUUUCAACAUGGUUGCUAAUCGACAGAAUUCUUCUCCCCUCAAAAUGGGCCUCUUCAAACCAUGGAGCAAGUUUGGAUUUGAAUUUUGGGACGAUGAUCGAAUGGUAGACUUAGGCUUUCUACCACCUAGACACUUGCGCUACGGGUCAGAUAGCUGCAGUGAAGCUUAUUGGUUUGUAUGGAGAAGUAUUCUUACGCCAGAGGAGGAUGCUGAAAGAAGAUCGGAUGUUGCAAAACGUCAAAUAUACCCGUGGUCAUAUUCGCCAUCACCAAAGGCAAAUGUGUAUCCUGAAAUCAAUGUUGUCUUUGCCCAUACACACCCACUCCUGUACCGCCCAUUCCGCCUCUACCCCAUCGGACCUCAUGCCGAUGCACAGAUAAAAACGGACCUCGUUCAAUGGUUGUCUCAUUGCAGUGACAAAUCUUCAGAAGCAGCUUGCCUGUUAACUAAUGAGUGCCGUUCCCUCUUUCAGCGUGGUCUUUUCUUGCGUCGCUUCGGGUUGGUAAACUAUGCCCAAUUCGCCGCUAUUGGCACUCUAUCCAUGUAUUCUGACUUGCAACUCAACGAUACCGGUAUCCGAGUGGUCGCGGACGAAGCGCUUGCUCAAUUUCCCUCGGGACUUGAAGGAGAUCUUGUUGCCCAGAGAUACCUUCACAUUCUUCGGGAUCUACAAAAGGUCACGCUACAAUUCAGCAUGAAUACCGGCAGUAUAUCAUCGAACGAGUCCAUGGUGGGUGACGCAGCCAGCGCGGAAUAUCCUGCUUUCGAUGAGGCCCUGUUUCAGCGCGAGGAUUCAUUUUGCUCUGUGGUUCUUGAUACUGUAUUCAUGGAUAUUCCUAUUUCCCGGAGUGAAUCUUAA